Mycotypha africana is the source of this 1389-nucleotide messenger RNA. RefSeq lists its product as uncharacterized. Lineage: Eukaryota; Fungi; Mucoromycota; Mucoromycetes; Mucorales; Mycotyphaceae. The transcript has 3 exons. Bases 439 to 1152 code for a protein of 237 amino acids. The record is from RefSeq and is a predicted model, not a curated record.
UACUUGACUGCAGUAGAAAAAUAAUGCGAUACCUUAAUUUUGGAAGUACUGUAAGGCUUUUCGAACAUAAGCGGUCCAGACUUCUUGCACUCGAAAAACGAACCUUAAAACGGGCAUUCAAAAAAAAAUUGAAUGCUUAAAAGGGGUAACCCUUUUCUUAAAAAAAGAAAAAGCACGUGAGACAAGCACACAAGAUAUCUUGUAUCUUCCUUUUUGAAUUGCAUGUCUGGUACAAAAAUAAGCGCUUUUGCUACUAUUUUUAAACUGUGUCAAUAAAGCUGUUUUAACUGACUAUGAAAAUUGAAAAACUCAUAUAAAUAUACAACGAUUUUUUUCUUCUGUGCUAUCAAAAUAGAAAUAGCUUCCUCUUUUUAUCAUUCUAUUUUAUGAAAUAUUUCUUCCUCAACAGUUAUCAUACCACCACUAUGACUCAAAAGGAUGAUACAGCCAAUGCUAUUCAAUCAUGCUUACUGCAACAAACAACCGUCUUACUUCGUAAAAGAAAGAGAACUGAGAAAACUGUCAGAUUCUUUAUCUCUCAACACCAACAACCAUAGAAAGAAAAAGCCCAAACUUACCGUGGAUACAAGUCUCUGCCCUGGCGGUCCUCUAUUUUUAACGAAAUUGUCAACAAACCAUUUCAAGCACAGAAUUGAUUUAUCCCAUAAUAGCGAUCACUAUUUAAUACUUCUUACAUACUUACCCUCCACUCGGCUAUUUAAAGCAUUGCAAGCUAUGUAUAUACACACUAUUUUAUUUUAUCAAUUACAAAAAGAACAUAAUUACAUCAUUAGCUUUAAUAUUUAUUUAAUUUCUUUAAUUACUAAAGUAGACAAAUACUUGGAUUCUUUAUUUUCAGUUUUUGCCACAUUAUUUAUAAACGUUAUGCUUCAACGUCUUCCUCAACAUAAUAUCAAUUGUUAUUUGUAUCAGAAACGCUUUUUUCAACAUAAUAUGUUCUUCCUAACGGUACGGUUAAAUAAUUCAUUUUAUUGGAUAAAAUAUUUAAUGACCUGUGAGCUCGUAAUGCCUUUAGCACAUUGGGUCUGCUCUGGCCAGUUCCAGUGGUUGUAUAGAACUAAAAACCCUUUUAAGAGACAAAAGGGUAAAAAGAAAAGGAAAAGGAAGAGGGAGAAGGUAACAGUCAAAUAAAUAACAGCUAUGAUAACAACCAGUCUAUAAAUUGUUGACCGGGGAAAUGAUCUAAAAGUAGUGGGGGGUCAAGACGAUGUUGUAAGUGAUCUAAUUCAAUAAGAAUCGAGCACCUUACAGGCCAUCAUCUACUCCAAGUAGCAAUUAUGUGGGUACGACGGGCUUACUUGUAGUGGGCAUAUUUAGUAAGAAUGACAUACGAUCAGGGAUGGUGGUAGGGACGAACAGACGGUCGUG